Molecule: messenger RNA, 1842 nt
Organism: Morchella importuna
Lineage: Eukaryota; Fungi; Ascomycota; Pezizomycetes; Pezizales; Morchellaceae
Exons: 5
Coding region: 1-1842 (613 amino acids)
Source: RefSeq, a predicted model, not a curated record
AUGAUUACUACCGUGGUGUCCUCUAAGCCACCCGCCAAAGUGAAGAUUACCCUACCUUUCCGCGUCCCGGAAGCGCCAUCAUCUUUACAUCCCCCGACAAGGAUCAAACAGACCGAACCCGAACCCGAAACUAAGACGUUAUUGCUUUCUAUGGCCGAUAGCAGAAGAAAAAUCGCGAAAGACGGCUGGGGUAGUCGCGCCAAUUUCCAGGCUUCUUAUGGCUUAGGCAUGACGCGUGAGGAUCUUGCGGAAGGAAAUGAGAUCUUGGAUGCAAUGCGGAGGGCCGACACGGGUAAUUCGGGGGAGAAUGAUGUUCAUAAAGACCCUGAAAGUGAAUGGGUUAAGAGGAACAGGGAAAGGUAUGAAGCUGGAGGGCGCAGUGAGUUGAAAGAGGCUGCUGCUGCGCAGUGGGCGGAGCAGUAUAACUUUACGCCAAGUAGUGAUCCGGAGAUGGAUAUGAUCAUUGCGAUGGGGUUGAGGGAUAUGGAAGAUGAUCCUGAAUUUAGCCAUAUGUUUGAAUCGGGGGGCGGUAUUUCGAGUAACCUGGGAGGACCGGCUGGGGAUGUUGGGGCGACGAAGUCGAAGCGGCAACUGAAGAGGGAGAGGCAGCGAGAGCGUGCGAGGAAGGAUAAUCAGGAGAUCAACCUCGCCCCCGGAUCCUCCUUACCGCCGUCACUCGCCACGACAUACCCGUUGUCCGCCAAGGACCCUGGAGGGGGGAGCCGCCAGCCGGCCAAGAAGAACUUGAACGAAGGCAAGAGGGCGGUCCACAAAUCCGUAGAUACACUUAGGGAAAUCUCCCUACUCGCACCGGGUGUCGCACGAGACAAACUCCUCGACUGGGGCAACGCUGGCAUCGGUAUCGCCAACAAAGUCCGAGGAGAACUCGAGGAACAAGGCUUGACCGACGAAAGCCGCCUCGAUUGGUCCGGAUUCAUUGAGGUCACUAGGGGGGGCCUGGAAAUCGUCGAAGGUCUACUAGCGCUCCCCGAACUCGCUGGGGUAAACUCCCGCAAGCUCCUGGCCACCAUCACCGACCGUCUCCGGGGCGCCAAACCCGUCAAAUCUUGGCCCGCCUGGUUGCCGGACGACUUUACCGAGGAGAAGUUCCUCAAGCUCUCGAAACACGUCUGCCCCGCUCCCUUCGUCUCUGCUGGUCCUAGGACUCCCACGUCCAAGGACCUCCCGUCACCUGUCACCCGCCUCGGACAAGGAGCAGGUACCGUCCGUGGCCCACAAGGGGCAAGACUAUCCGGUUCUUGCGCAUGCGGCAGGGUCCACUCGAAGGACCCCGAAGAAAACGCCCGCUUCUCCCAGGCUUGUGCAAAGAUUCUUAGGGUUAUGGCUGGAUCACGUGAUGCGUCACGCACCUUGAUAGACUGUGAACUUCUGGGGGUUACCACCGUCCAGAAGUGCCAGGAAAUCCUAUGUUACUGUCGUCGACCGCUGCGCCUCGGUAAAGAUUCGCCACCACCGGCUACCUACCGUACCAUCCGUGCACCAUCCAACUACCGUGCCGUCUCUCCACCAUCCUCACUCUCACCUCGCGCUGGAUCGCCUGUCCAAGACCCCCGUGACGGCGUCCCGGACCACAUUACCCCGACGCCUGAAACACAAGCCGUCUUACGACAGUUUUUGAUUGAAAAGGGUUUCACGGUACUACCGGUCCCCACCAAAAGGAUCUGCAAUCGGUGCAACACCACGUGCGCACCCCACGCCAUGGCAGUACACACAGGUCUCCGUCGCUUUCGGGUGAGUGGUAAUGAACGUGUGUCGUGUUGGGUUGCGUUGGGACCUUUAGAGCAGGCCUAUUGGCAAAUCAGAAGGCCUGUCCGAGGUUGA